AUGGCCAACCCUCAGGGUCCGGCCUCGGCUAUGAUUCGUCAAUCAAACCAAGUAUUAUAUCAUUCUGGUUUUGAUUCACAAUCGGGUCGAAUCAUAUCAUGUAGUAUGAAUAGUAGUUUUCCUUAUGAGCAUUGCUACCCUCAAGUAUCAUCACAACAAAUUCCCGCGCAAAAUUUCCACUGCUCAAAACUACCCUUAAUGAGCAGUAAUUUUCCUCAACAAGAUCACCAAGUGGUUUCACAUAUGGUGGAUAAUUCUCAACUCAGAUCGCAGCAGCAAAUGCGAACGAUUGAUAAUGCUAAUCGUCUAGCUGCUCGACCCUUUCCUCAUUCAAUUAACUCAAUAAUUUCACCAUGUCAAAAUAAUAAUCAGAUUGUGAUCCCUAUUCAGCAACAACAAUUUGAUCCUUCUUUAUCUCAUCACUCUAAACAACAACAGUUUCAAAAUACUUAUCAAAACGGGGAUGAAGGUAAUACUGAUAAUGAUUUUAUCCCGGUUCGUAAUAAUAAAAAAACGAAGAUCCAUCAUCAGACAACUACUGGAUCUGAUACUGAUUCUUCUUCAUCGUACACUGUUCCGAGUCAGACUGCAUCAACGAAUACAGAUAGUGUUACUGAUUCGCCAUCGUCUUAUUUACAUAUAUCCAAUCGUCGGUCAAAUAAUACUCGCUCAAACGUUAUCAUCAAUGGUAUAUCACACCAAGCUCAUAGAUUUGCUGAAACAAGAUAUGCUUUUCCACCGUUCAUUAUUAAAUUUAAUCAAAAUGUUACAGAAAAUGUUAUUAUCCAAGAUCUUGAACAACAUUAUAAAAAUAUUAAUAAUAUUAAUAUCAAAUUUGACGGUUAUCGUCGUUUGCGGCACUAUUCGAUGAAAAAACUUGGCCACAAACGUUUACCUCCACAACUUGGCCACAAACGUUUACCACGUCGGAUUUCGCCAAAACAUUUACCUCCACAAUUUUCCAUUGUUCUACGUAAUGUACCAAUUGAUCUUAGUGCUGACGAUUUGUUAAGAGAUAUACAAGUGGAUCAUUUGGAUGUUAUCAACGCAUUUAGAAUCAUAAACAAAGAAAAGCAAUCAACAACAUUAGUUCGUUUAGAUAUUCGUAACCCAACGACAAUGAAUGAUCUUCUACACAAGAAAUUUAUUUAUGUUAAUAAUGUUCGCUAUUUAUUGAUGGAAUAUGUGAGCCCAGUUAAAGUUUUACUAUGUUCAAAAUGUUUUGAAAUCGAUCAUUUUCAUAGUUCUUGCACACAUCAAUUGGAUGUAUGUAAAACUUGUGGGGAAGAAGUAGCAGAUAUUAAACAACAUCUACUUCAAUGUAAUAAGAGACAAAAUUGUGUACGUUGCAAUGGUGAUCAUGAAUCAAAUGACGUUCGUUGUCCUUUGAUAAAAAGUUAUCGUUCAGCACUAACCAAAUCAUUAUUAACAACAAUAACAACAACGAGUAAUAACAACAAUUAUCAAAAUAAACAGGGAUAUCUUCAAGUUGCCGAGAGUGAAUUCCCAUUGCUUGUUAAUCAUCGUUCAAAUCACUUCAACGAUCGUUUAUCAACUUUAGAAGAUAGAAUGAAACAGCUUGACGAUAACUUAAAUCGAAUUAUCGCCAUGAACGAACGAUUUGAAAAAGUAUUAAAUAAACAAAAACAAUUAAUGGAAAUACAACAGAUUGAUGUAACAUUUCAACAAGAAUUUGUUAGUCAAUUUGUUACUCCUGUUUGCCAACUCGUUUUAGAAAUUGUUCCAUUAUUAAUUGAGCAAAAUAUGGUCAAAGAUUCAUCAAUAUUAGCCCCAUCAUUAACAGCUUAUUGUGAUAAACUUGCAACUGGGUUUAUCAAAUGGAUGACGAGACAUACAGACAAUGAAGAUAAAAAACAUGAAUUAGUAUUAAAACUAAGGCACUCUCAUCAACAACAAGAAAGUAAGACAACACAGAGUGAUGAUAAUCAAAACGUCAUAUGCCUCAACAUCCGGAUGUGA
Molecule: messenger RNA, 1980 nt
Organism: Didymodactylos carnosus
Lineage: Eukaryota; Metazoa; Rotifera; Eurotatoria; Philodinida; Philodinidae
Source: the annotation of a GenBank genome assembly